AUGAUGAAGAAGAAUCCAUUGAAGCUGGAUGAAGAUAAGGAAGGUGAUGAUGGAAGUAAAGUCAAAGAUGGUACAAGUUCAAGCAACAGCAUAGUUGAAGAAGGUGAGAAGAAGGCGAAUUCAAAUGCAGUUCGGCCGUAUGUGAGAUCAAAGAUGCCAAGGCUACGAUGGACCACCGAGCUUCAUCUUUCGUUUGUUCGAGCGGUGGAGAGACUCGGCGGUCACGAGAGAGCUACUCCAAAGCUGGUCAUGCAACUAAUGAACAUCAAGGGUCUUAGUAUUUCUCAUGUCAAGAGCCAUUUACAGAUGCAUCGGAGCAAGAUGAUCAAUGAUCAGGGUCAAGUUCUAAACAACAGGCACCUUUUGGGAAGUCGUCUCUGGCAUCAGUCCAAGGUUCACGAUCAUCUAAGAGUAAUCAGCGAUAUUCCAUGGAGUGCUGUCCAUGGGAAUUCAAUGUCCGAUUCUUACUUGAGUAAUUGCAUAAAUAGUACAAGGAAAACUGGUUUUAGUCAUUCAAACAUGAAUGAAGAGUUUGGUUCAAACACAAGGAAUGAGGCUGUCUAUAUGAAUAAUAACUUCAUCUUCAACCAGCAACCUGUCGGGGAAAUGGAAGAGCUUCAGGACCAACUACAAAUGCAGCCAAUGGUAAUGCAUACGCAUCCCACUUCUGCAAACAAAUGGCUAGGAAGAGGAGAAGAAAGGCAAAGAAUAAACAAAAGAAAACCGGCUGAGGAGGACCUUGAUUUGAGCCUCUCAUUGAGCUCAAAGCUGAAGCAACAAGUUAGGAGAAAUAUAUCAAAUGAAGAAGAAGAAGAAGCCGCCAAUAGCAAUUUGUCUCUUUCAUUAGCUUAA
This is a messenger RNA of Hibiscus syriacus, 852 nucleotides long. RefSeq names its product putative Myb family transcription factor At1g14600. Lineage: Eukaryota; Viridiplantae; Streptophyta; Magnoliopsida; Malvales; Malvaceae. The record is from RefSeq and is a predicted model, not a curated record. Bases 1 to 852 code for a protein of 283 amino acids. Gene Ontology annotation, molecular function: DNA binding; DNA-binding transcription factor activity. The transcript is spliced from 5 exons.